AUGGAUAGCAAAGAAGAAGAUUAGUUUUAGGAUUCAUCUGAUGAAUUUACAAGCGGAAGCAGUGAAGAUGAAGAGUCUUGUGAUGAAAUCGUAUAGGGAAGCAGUCCUACAAAAAAAUUUAACUUAUACAAAUUCAUCAGUGACCCAAACCCUUUAAUGAGGCCUGAGUAAAGAGAAGAUUACUAUAUAAGAAAUGCAGUUGACCAAGAAUUAUUAUAAUUGCCAGAUUUUUUUGACGAAAUUAGAGAGAAAGAGGAAAAUUUUAGUGAUGAAUUAGAUAAAAAUUUCUUAGAUUUCGGCUAAUGUCUAGAAAGUUUAAAAGAUAAUUUCCAAGCCAAUGAAUAGCUUAACUCAGAAGAAAGAAGCUUAAAAACUUUAUUCAGAUUCCAUCAUGAUAAUCCUCAAGCUAGAUUAGUCUAUAAAAGAUACUAUGAUUUAUUCCCAAAUAAAUACUAUGCAAGUUACAUAUGUGAUUUAAAAAAUGUAUUCAAAAACAAGAAUGAGCUUAUAUUCAAGUAAUUAAACAAUAACCCUCAAGCUGAAAAAGAGAAAGCUAUUAAAAUAUAAAAAAAUGAUCUAAUAUUUGACUCAAGAUUUGAGUCUGGAAAUUUGUUCCAAGCUUGGAAGAUUUCGAACACAGAAUAUAAUUUGAUCUUGCAAAAUGAUAUUAACAGUAAAGGAAACACUUAAUGGUUUUUUUUCUCUGUUCAAAAUGCAAAGAAAGGCCAAUCAAUAACUUUCAACAUAAUUAAUUUAAAUAAAAAGACAUCACUAUUUCAAAAGGGUAUGCUACCUUGUGUUUAUUCUGUGAAAAGGAAAGAAGCAAAAAAUGCUGGAUGGAAAAGAGAAGGCUAUGCAAUUAAAUACUACAAAUCUUUCAUAUAAAAGGAGGGCUUUUAUAAUAGAUCCUACUACACUCUAAGUUUCACUUAUACGUUUUAAUAUAAUGAAGAUAUUGUUUAUUUUGCUUACUCCUACCCUUAUACUUACUCUGAUUUGAACAAUUAUCUAAAAAAAAUUGAAGAAGAUCCUAAAAAAAGUUAAUAUAUUCACAGAAAGAUAGGCUGCAAAACUUUGGCAAAAAAUAACAUGGAUGUUAUUACAAUCACCUCAUCUUGCAAUAUUAAAAGAGAUAAAAGAAAAUUAGUUUAUUUUAUGGCCAGAUAGCAUCCUGGUGAAGUAACGGGGAGUUACAUUAUUGAGGGGGUUAUCAAUUAUUUAACUGAAGACACCCCUGAAGCUGAAUUAUUAAGGUAACAUUAUGUAUUCAAAAUUAUCCCUAUGAUAAAUCCUGAUGGUGUUAUUCAUGGGAAUAAUAGAUGCUCACUUGCUGGAAUUGACCUUAAUAGGAAAUGGAGAAAUCCUCAUAAAAAGCUACAUCCUUGCAUCAACUAUAUUAAGAAUUUGAUAAAAAAGAAUCUCCAUGUGAGAGAAACUAAGCUGUUAGUAGAUUUUCAUGGACACAGUAAAAAAUUGAACGCAUUCUUCUAUGGCAAUACUUAUUACUCACAGCCAGAACUAACAAGAAUCUUUCCUAUGAUGCUGAGUAAACAUGAACCCAGAAUCAGCUUUGAAGAUUGCAGAUUUAAAGUAUAAAAGUACUAUGAAUCUACUGCAAGAAUAGCUUUAUGGAGAAUGCUAAGGAUCCCCAAUGUUUUUACUCUAGAAGCCAGUUUUUAUGGAUAUUAAAACAAAGAAGGAAGGCAUGUUAACUUUACACCAAAAUCUUAUAUAUAAAUUGGAAGAAGUAUUUGUACUUCACUUCAUAACAUGCUUUUGGAUGAGCUAAAAAUAAAUCCAGAUCUACUUAUCCCUAUCGAAGAUGAGAAUGAGCUUAAAAGAAGACAAAAAGAAGAGUAAAAUAUAAAUAAAUAGGAUACUUAGAAAAAAGAAGGGGAAGAAUGCUUAUUGGAAGUUGUCAUUAAUGACUUAUAAAAUUAAAAAAAAUUAAUAGACUGUGGUGAGGUUGAAUGCAGUGGUAGUGAAAGCAGCUGCUCAGGUGAUGAAUUGGAUGAAGAUAUCAUGAAUAUGAUUAUGCCUAAAAAUUUACAAAAGAAAAAAAAAGAUAAAAAGAAGAGAAAGAAAAGUUUUAAGGAAGACGGAACCACUUUAGUUUAAAAUAAAAUAGAUAAAAGAGAUUCUAUUAAACAAGUACCUAGUGCUGCUACUCCUGCUCAACCUCAAUAGCCAGAAUAUAAAGAAAAAAGAAAAUCAAUAAAGAAUACCUCUAGAGAAAGGAUAACUGAAUUAACAAGCAUACAAAAAAGAAUGAUGCAAAUACAAGUGAUAAAAUAAGAAAAAUAAACAUAAACUGAUGAAUAUGAAUAAAAUGCUUUUAAUUUCUUAAAAAAAACCUAAGAAAAUAUAAUUUUAUAAGACAAAAAGCAAAAAAUCAGUCAACUUCCUCCUCGUCCUUACUUUAUAAAAAACUCUAACAACUAUAGCAAUUCUGUUUAACUUUAGCUAAACCAAGAUGUAAUUCAUUCUCAAGCAUAUGGAGCUAAGAACGAAGACGAAAUCGCUGUUUUACCUAAAAUAAAUCCAUACAUCAUUCAAAGAUCAAUAGAGGAAGGUAGAUUGUCUAAUUUAAUGGCUAAAAAUUUUUGUAUUACAGGAUAGAAAGUAAAAGAUGACUAAUGCAUAUAGAAUGUAAAGUAAAUUGAGGUUUUUAAAUCACCCUAGUUAAAUUGCAGAGAAGUGUCUACUUAGACUUCAGAAUUAGUUAGCAAGCUAAGAAGCAUAAUUAAGUAAGAUAAAUAAUAGCUAAGUUCUCAAGAUAGUGACAUGAGAAAGCUUUCUCAGCAAUCAGCUUCAAUAGACCAUGAAUCUUAAACAUUUUCUGCUAAGUAAUACUUUAACAGAAAAAGAAAUUUCACCUUAAAUGGUCCAACCUUAAAUUAAAUUCUUCUAUACAAAAAAGAAGAAACUUAAAAUAUUAAUUAACACAUCAACCACAACAAGCUUUUCACAAACAAUCACUUUAGAAAAAGAGAUCUUAGCGAUAAUCCUAGAAGAGAAUCAACUGCUCUAAGCAAUUAAAGAGAAAAUAAUAAUCUAAAUAGUUCUCGAAAUAGUCCAACAAAUAAUAACGCACUCUAGGGAUAGAUUCCCUUUAGUGUUUUAAAGUAGGAGUUUUAAAAGACUUUAAGCAAGUAAUAAAAGUAAAAAGAUAGAAGAUAAAGCAGUGAAAAAAAUUAAAUACAAAUAAAUAAUGGAAGUAAUAUCUAUAAUGGAACAAGUAGUAUUUAGAAUUAAGGAAGCAAUUAAAAAUAAAUCUUUGAAUAUCAUGACACUCUUUCUUUAUAAAAAAUGUCAAUAAAAUAAAAUGAGAACAACAACAAUAGCAACUUCUUCAUCGAAAACUUUGUAACAAUAAAAAAUGAUCAAGAACAAUAUAUAAAUAAAAGAUCUUCAUCUGAAUAAAAUUAGCAAAUUGUACAAAAUCUUACAUAAUCUUAAAUAAGUAGAGCUCAGAUAUCCAGGCCCUACACAAAUCAGGUAAAAAAUACAGAAUACGAUGAAAAUUAACCAUUCUCAAACAAAAUUCCUAGAAAUAAAUCUUAAUCUUCAGCCACAAGCUAAACAAAUAGAAACUAUCUUAUUAAACAAAGAAAGCCAUUUGGCAACUCAAUUAUCAAUUAAAAUAAUUGA
Tetrahymena thermophila SB210 is the source of this 3651-nucleotide messenger RNA. Its product is annotated as zinc carboxypeptidase family protein. Gene Ontology annotation, biological process: protein side chain deglutamylation; proteolysis. Gene Ontology annotation, molecular function: metallocarboxypeptidase activity; zinc ion binding. Lineage: Eukaryota; Ciliophora; Oligohymenophorea; Hymenostomatida; Tetrahymenidae. The record is from RefSeq and is a predicted model, not a curated record. The transcript has 14 exons.